AGGGGGAAGCUCUACUGUGUAGCCUGAUGAGCAAGACUGUUAUCCAUCACUACCACUUCCACAGACCUAUACGUGCCAUUAAAUUCAGCCCUGAUGGAAAGAAGUUUGCAGUUACGAAAGAGAACAUGGUCCAGGUUUUUCAUGCACCUGGCAAAUCUCCUGAUUUUAAUCCAUUCAACCUAUAUCGAACAUUCUAUGGGGCAUAUGACCAAACAGUCUGUAUAGAUUGGACCACUGACUCACAAGCUUUCUGUGUGGGAGCCAAGGAUAUGAACACUCGGGUAUACGGGACUCAUCGAUUUCAAAACCUCAUCAUUUACUCACUAGGUGGCCACAGUGAUUGCAUUGUGGGAUCAUUCUUUGACAACGAAUCUCUGGAUUUAUACACGGUGAGUCAGAAUGGUCAUGUUAACUUCUGGGAAUGUGACACUCAAUUAGAUGAACUGAAGAUUUAUGUGGAACCAGAGGAACCAUCCUCAGAUGAGGAGGAUGAGGAGGAUGAUGUGACUGAUAAAAAGAAAGUAAAAACAGAUGAAGUUCGACAAGGGGAUGAGAACAAAACGGGAAAAGAGCAGAUAAAAUACAAACGAAUAGCAAAGCAUAACUUUAAAGCAGCCAGGGGUGAAGGUGCUGGGUUUGCUAAACUCAUGUCCGUCGACUACCAUAAAAGAACACAUAUCCUCGUAACAGGAUUCCAAGAUGGAGCAUUCUUUCUUCAUGAGAUGCCUGACUUCAACAUGAUACAUUCACUCAGUAUAUCUGAGCAGACCAUAUCUAGCGUCCAGUUCAACAGUAGUGGAGACUGGCUGGCCCUGGGGUGUCAGGGGGUGGGGCAGCUCCUUGUCUGGGAGUGGCAGAGUGAGAGCUACGUCAUGAAACAGCAGGGACACUUCAACAACAUGACGUGUCUGGCAUACUCACCAGAUGGCCAGUACAUCGUGACAGGUGGAGACGAUGGCAAGGUUAAAGUGUGGAACACGACAAAUGGUUUCUGCUUUGUUACCUUUAACGAACACAUGGCAGGUAUAACAGGUGUGACAUUUACACAAAAUGGCCAGGUAGUCCUUUCAUGCUCACUAGAUGGCACUGUCAGAGCCUUCGAUCUUAACAGGUACCGUAACUUCCGAACAUUUACCUCCCCUCGUCCUGCCCAGUUCUCUUGCCUUGCUGUUGACUCCAGUGGUGAUGUUGUUUGCGCAGGAAGCCUGGACUCAUUUGAAAUAUAUGUUUGGUCAAUGCAGACAGGACGACUUCUAGAUGUGUUGUCAGGACAUGAAGGACCAAUCAGCUCGCUCAGUUUUAGUCUCAGCACCGCCAUCUUGGCUAGUGCAUCCUGGGAUAAAACAGUGAAAUUAUGGGAUGUGUUUGAACAUAAAGGAUCAAAAGAAACAUUAACACUGAAUUCAGAUGUUCUUGCAGUUGCUAUGCGACCAGAUGGUAAAGAGGUUGCCAUAGCAACCCUAAAUGCCCAGAUCUCAUUCUGGGACGUGACAAAUGCUGUUGAGACCCACAAUAUAGAGGGCAGGCAUGAUAUUGGCUACACACGGAAAGAACUUGAUAAAAUUACUGCCAAGAAGUCAGCCUUUGGAAAGGCAUUCAGUGCUCUAUGCUACACAGCAGAUGGUACAUGCAUCUUGGCAGGAGGCAGAUCUAAGUAUGUCUGUAUAUAUUCCAUACAGGACCAGUUACUCAUGAAGAAGUUUGAGAUAUCUCAGAAUAAAUCAUUUGAUGGAACGGAGGAAUUCCUGGAUCGUCGCAAGAUGACAGAAUGGGGCAGUAUGGCAAUGGUGGAAACUGGAGAAGGCGAUAAAGAUGGCACUGUCAUCAGUCUGCCUGGGGUCAAGAAAGGUGACAUGAGCUCCAGAAAUUUCAAACCAGAAGUGAGAGUUUCUGCUCUACAGUUCUCCCCUACAGGUCGUUCCUGGUCAGCUACCACUACAGAAGGUCUCCUGACAUACUCAUUGGAUGGCAGCUUGAUGUUCGAUCCAUUCCAGUUAGCCAUGGACGUCACACCAGAGAACACCCGGCGCCACCUGGAGAGCAAGGAGUAUGUCACUGCAAUCAUGAUGAGCUUCAAACUGAAUGAGGAGAAUCUUAUAAAGGAAGUGGUGGAAAAUGUUCCAGUCGAAAAUAUUGAGUAUAUCUGUGGUAACCUUGCUGAAGUCUAUGUGGACAAACUACUGAGUUAUAUUUCUACAGAGGUCGAAAAGUCACGUCACAUAGAGUUUUACCUGCACUGGGUAAAACAUCUGCUUUACCAACAGGGCCCUAGACUGAAACAGCGAUCUUUAUCAAUCAUGGCAACGCUCACAAAUUUGCAGAAAAAUCUAACUAGGAAAUAUGAGGAUCUGUCUAAAAUGGCUGAUUUUAACAAGUACACAAUGCAGUUUAUAACAUCCAUGGCAGAAACAUACAUACUGCGGCCAGCGGCAGACGCUCAGGAAGAUGCUAGUGCAAAUAUGUCAGAUCAGGAAGAGACUGUUGCUGAUUUAAGUGAUUCUGAUGAAGACAUUCUCAGUACUAUUAGACAUGAAAAUGUUGUUGCUGAAUCAGACAGUUCUGAAUCUAUGGAGACUUGAUAGGGGAUUAGGGGAUCUUAAUUUUAAAAAAUUCUCUGUAGCAAUGAUAAAAAAACAAUACUGAAUAAAGAGCAGAAAAUGG
Owenia fusiformis is the source of this 2661-nucleotide messenger RNA. NCBI's taxonomy places the organism in Eukaryota, Metazoa, Annelida, Polychaeta, Sabellida, Oweniidae. The record is from the annotation of a GenBank genome assembly.